AUGGUCCAGGGAUGGGACCAGAAGAGAGGGACCAGGAGAGAGGAGAGAGGAGAGGGACCAGGAGAGAGGAGAGAGGAGAGGGACCAGGAGAGAGGAGAGGAACCAGCAGAGAGGAGAGGGACCAGCAGAGAGGAGAGGGACCAGGAGAGAGGAGAGGGACCAGCAGAGAGGAGAGGGACCAGGAGAGAGGAGAGGGACCAGCAGAGAGGAGAGGGACCAGGAGAGAGGGAGAGGGACACAGGAGGGGGAGAGGGACCAGCAGAGAGGAGAGGGACCAGUGAGAGAGGAGAGGGCCAGGAGAGAGGAGAGGGACCAGGAGAGAGGAGAGGGACCAGGAGAGAGUAG
Molecule: messenger RNA, 345 nt
Organism: Knipowitschia caucasica
Lineage: Eukaryota; Metazoa; Chordata; Actinopteri; Gobiiformes; Gobiidae
Source: the annotation of a GenBank genome assembly